This is a messenger RNA of Microdochium trichocladiopsis, 2727 nucleotides long. RefSeq lists its product as uncharacterized. The record is from RefSeq and is a predicted model, not a curated record. Bases 1 to 2727 code for a protein of 908 amino acids. NCBI's taxonomy places the organism in Eukaryota, Fungi, Ascomycota, Sordariomycetes, Xylariales, Microdochiaceae. The transcript has 4 exons.
AUGUCGGGUCGCAGCGCCAUUGUGCGCAAGAAGAUCACCGAGCCCAAGAAAUCUACGGGAGCAUCGCGGGGCCGGGCCGGGUCAGUACGCAGUCGGCCAAGUUCGACUCAGGACGAUGAUAGCUACACCAGAGAGAACAGACCUCAAGCUCCGGCAUAUCCGCCCACAAAUGGGAGGCUGCUCAAAUUCUCCGACGCUGCUCGCGCAUCUGAGCCCUCGCUCCGACUGGACGCAGCCAAUCUGAGCAGCCUCAGCCACAGCAGCCAUGAAUACGACGCUGGCGACAACGGCAGAGACGGAAGGCACUACGACCACGUGGACGAAUACGCAUUUUCCCGGCCGAGAAAGCCCGUGCAGAGGACAGAAGAUGUGUCUGGUAUCGAAAAGUCUGGGUUCCGGAGCACGGUGGACAAGAAGAGUGAGGAAGUCCGCAAGAACCUCACAAAGGCAUUCUCUUUUGGUGGCAGAAAGAAGAAAGCAGCCGAGGAGCUUGAAAUCCGCGCGCCAUCCGCAGCAACACAUCGUACCUUUGGGGAAACCAGCCCUUAUGAAGCCAACGAGACACCACCGCUUCCCGAAACUCCGGGCGUGGAUCUGCAGUGGAAUCCCUCGCUCCAGCAAAUGGUAUCACCCCCACCGUCCGCGAAACUGCCUCCUCUGCCUCCGGUAGCCAACGCGCCACCCGUGAAACGCUGGCUUGGUGGCGGAAGACCGGUUCAGAAGUGGAACAAGCUUAGGAAAGACCCAGAGCUGUGGGAUCCUAACGGGGACGUUCUCGUCUACUUUGGAUCGAAAGGCCAGAUGCCACGGCCGAACGCGUCUUUCAGGCUUUCGUCCCACAUCAUCGAGGCGACGGAAUCACGCGUGCUGAUCACUCUCCUCCGUGAAGGAUUGCAAGAGGACGACGACGCUACCAUGUACUUCCCGCCAUCGCCAGUCGGUGCGCCGCCGAUGCUGCAUAGUCAACAGCCGGGACGGUCCCGACGGAUCACACCGCCUGCGUCCGAAGACUUAAGCUCGGUGGACGCGGAUGCUCAGAUUUCCUAUCACAUGUUCUUCCCGACGCCACAAGGACUUUCAAAGACGGAUGCACACAGGCACGCGCUCACGACACGCAACGUCUUCGCAUUGCUUUACCACGCGUCUCUAGUUGGCACGUCAUUAUGCCAAGCCUUGACAGAUCUGCUCGCACGCUUAGAUGCCUACAUGCCGUCGGACGCAGAUAAUGUCGGCACGAUGCUAAACUACAUCUCUGCGCGCGAGCUGGAUGACGCUCGUAAUGACCCCGAAAUCUCCAUUUCUUUACUCGCGUGGUCCGAGAAUGCCAACGUUCGCUGGGAGGAAGGCUGGCGUGAGGCAUUCGUUCACGGCGUGGGGAUGUAUCCCUUCGCCGAUCGCUGUGCCGACUUCAAGGCUGUGUCCCCCCUAUCGCGUGCCCUACUGGACAGGGCGUACCUGGAGAUGCAGCUACGCGUCCAGACUGCAGAGGAUCGGCUGGCUGACUUUGCGUUCGACAUCAACUGGCCAUCUUCCACGCCCUCUUCCGAUAAUUCAGCUCAAGCAUCCGCUGAUCGUCUCCGACUCUUCUUUCUAGAGCAUUACACUCAGGCUUACGGCACGUGGCCACCGCCGAGCAAGCCAAGUCGCGCUCGUGAGGGUGAGGAUGUGUGGCUCGACCGCAAUCUCGUGCAAAAGCUGCAAAAGGACUUCGGGGCUCUGUACGACUACUUGGUUGAUCGGCAGAUCCUGUGGGAUGAGUCGGAGACCCGCAGCACGCGCAAAUGGAUGAUGGUCUCAAAAGACAACACCAAGGUCUUUGAGCCCGACACGCCUGAACUGGCGAUGACGGAUCUGCUAAUUGAGUACGACAAUCGCAUGCGGUAUCCCCACAUUCCGCAUCCAUUCCCUCUCAUCCCCGACUCGAUUUCGCCAGUGCAGGGAUCAGGCGCGCAGUCUCGGUUCAAAUGGGAUAAGGCACAGGCUAAAAGUGCUGAAGAUCGGGGCCUCGAGCGCCGCGUGCAACUCGCAUACACAGAGGCUACAAACAUCGACAUGUUGGGUUCGGACUACAUCCAGUCUGACCUCGUGGACUCCUUUGUCCGCUUCGAAAAGUCCGACCUCGUUGGCAUAGUAGAUCCGUCGACGGCUCGUCGUGGCCGUUGGGUGCUUCUAUACGCCAUCCUGCAAACCCUGGCCAGUGUCUCUGUGGAUUCUCCAAACGGUGUGUCAUACCUUUUGUCCCCGCGCCUGAAGGGCACCAAGAUCCCUCCGUGGAAGGGUGCCACAAUGUCAACAGCUGAGGCCACCCACGAAAGGUCAUAUUGUUGGACGGUCCCCUUAGGAUGGAAAGACAGUGGAGAUGAGUAUGACUCGGAUGAUUUUCCCCAAGGCUUGCCGACCAAGGCAUUCCCCCAUCCGCCUCCUUCUGUUGGCAGCCGGUCAAGUCAAGCCGGCUUUCAAACUCCAGGUACUCGGAGUGUGCGAUCCUCAGACAGUGGUGGAGCCUACCUCGGCCUGCAUACUGGAGUUCCAGCGGUCAGCUCGAUGUACAGCCUUCAGUCUGCGGCUCCAUCAUCCCGAAGUCAUUCCCGACAGGGCCAACGGCCAAGAGAAAACUCUAGAGCGCGGAAGGCCCCACCCAACGAAGCGUUCUACGGUCAAGACAGGGAAGUGACAUAUGACGGAUGCGUGAGAGUAGCUCCUGCUCAACCAGGACUUGUAUACUGA